This is a messenger RNA of Homarus americanus (American lobster), 1913 nucleotides long. RefSeq names its product putative inorganic phosphate cotransporter. Bases 129 to 1166 code for a protein of 345 amino acids. The record is from RefSeq and is a predicted model, not a curated record. Lineage: Eukaryota; Metazoa; Arthropoda; Malacostraca; Decapoda; Nephropidae. Gene Ontology annotation, biological process: monoatomic anion transport; transmembrane transport. The transcript has 8 exons. Gene Ontology annotation, molecular function: transmembrane transporter activity.
UCCUUGUGUCUGUCACGUCUCCAGCUGUCUUUUGAGGGGCAACACGAUGACUGUUAUCAAAUCCUUCAUAUAAAAAUAACUAAGAGAUUACUUUUCAGGGAGUGACCUAUCCGGCCCUGGCUGCUAUUAUGGCUGCCUGGAUACCCCCCAAGGAGAGGGCCAAGCUCGGCUCUAUUGUGUACUCGGGGUCGCAGGCCGGGACAGUGGUGACGUUGGUGGUGAGUGGGUGGUUGUGUGACUCUGAGUUCCUGGGUGGUUGGCCCUCCGUGUUCUACGUGUUCGGUGCUCUUGGGUUCGUGUGGUGUGUUCUGUGGUUCCUGCUGGUACACGAUUCUCCAGAGACACACCCAACGAUCUCCCCAGCUGAAUUGAAUCACAUCCAAUCAAGUCAAGAUUUGAGAAAACAGGCAAAGGUAAAGAAUAUACCAUGGAAAGCAAUAUUUACGGCUCCUCCUAUGUGGGCGGGGAUGGGCAUGUGUUUGGGCACCAGCUUCGGUUUCUUCACCCUACUGACAGAGCUGCCAACCUACCUCAGUAACAUACAACACUUCGAUAUAAACAGCAACGGUCUCCUGUCUGCACUACCAUACCUCAUACAAUGGGGCUUCUCCAUAGUGUGGGGAGCCAUCAUGGACGUGCUCACAAGGACCCGAGUACUUUCCUUAACCUCUGUUAGGAGGGUGUCCACUGGCGUAGCAUGUUACGUCUUCUCGGGGGCACUGAUCGCUGUGGGAUUCGUGAACUGCAACCCGACCUUAGCGGUGGUGGCUGUGUGUGUGGCCCUCGGGUUCAACGGUGCCAUAUUCAGCGGACAGUAUAUGCUAGAACAGGAUAUCGCGCCUAACUUAGCGGGCACUCUGGUGGGCAUCAACAACACGCUGUCAGCCAUUGCAGGGUUUAUCGCCCCUGUGUUCACUGGAGCCAUCACCAACAACAGUGAAACACUCAGUAGCUGGAGGAUUGUGUUCCUUGUUGCAGCUGGAUUGAGCAUCUUCACUACAACCUUCUAUUUGGUGUUCAUGUCAGCAGAUGUUCAGCCUUGGAAUGACCCGACAAAUGACAAUGAAGAUAACACAACAACGGCAGACAACAGUGACAACAGAGGGAUACAAACAGUGAUAAUCCCACUCCCCCUUCCGUUAACUCUCCCUCGCCUCAAGCUGUAACUUACUCAAGGUGCACCUUAGUUAUAGCUUUGUGUUAUAGGAAAAAUAAUAAACAAAAGAUAAGAGAAUUUGUUUAUAUCAUUGUUUAUUUAUCUAUUCUCUGUUGGGUUAAUAUUUAUAAUGUAAUAAAAUAAUGUCUUUAUUUACUUGUGGUCGAGACUAUAUACAACAGGCAGGUAAGGUUUUUUUUUAUGGAACUUGAUGCAUCACGAAUAUUCAUCCCCUUAUUGACUUACUGAAUCUAACCUAACCUAACCUAACCUAACCUAACCUAACCUAACCUAACCUAACCUAACCUAACCUAACCUAACCUAACCUAACCUAACCUAACCUAACCUAACCUAACCUCAUAAAAAAUAAAACUAAUAUUUUGGAAUUAUUUACGUAUUUACAUAUGUUGUUCCUCAUUGAUCAUAAACACUAAAUGAUAAAAUAUAUCUCCCGGUCACAAUUCGUCCAUCUGGGUAAAAAAAUUCUGAAUUAUUGUGUUUACCUUUCAGGAUAUAUAUACAAAGUAACUGUACAGCAAUAAAAGUGAACUAAUGGCAAUUGGACUUCCCUAACAGUACCAUAGACCAACUACCAAUUAUCUUGACCACUGUGUUGGAUCAGAUUUCACAAAGGGAACUAAUUUCUUCUUCUUUUUUCAAAUUCAUCAUAAUACGUAUAAGGGUUAUGUAAUGAUGUUAUAAUGUAUAUGUGUUCUGUAACCUUUGUCAAUACAUAUCAAUAAAUAUUAUACACCUC